Lithohypha guttulata is the source of this 831-nucleotide messenger RNA. RefSeq lists its product as uncharacterized. Gene Ontology annotation, molecular function: acetate transmembrane transporter activity. The transcript has 3 exons. The record is from RefSeq and is a predicted model, not a curated record. Gene Ontology annotation, cellular component: plasma membrane. Bases 1 to 831 code for a protein of 276 amino acids. Lineage: Eukaryota; Fungi; Ascomycota; Eurotiomycetes; Chaetothyriales; Trichomeriaceae.
AUGACAAAGACAGAAAACGACUAUGAAAACAAUUCUUUGAGCCGUCAGGUCACAGUUCAAUUGUCGUCGGAGCAAUAUGAGAGGCUCUUCUUUCAGCCUACAGCAGCCAAGGGUGAUCUGUCGAAGCGUCUCGGUAAUCCAACGUUGCUGGGCCUAUUAGGUUUCCUGGUUCCAUUCAGCUCGACUAUGUUCUGUCUCUGCGGCUUCCAAGGAGCUAACACAACUUCACUCGUCUCUUUGACCGGUAUCUGGUACUUCUAUGGAGGCAUGUGCAUGGUUCUUGCUGGAUUGGCAGAAUUUAUCUUGGGCAAUACCUUCCCAUUCGUCGUCUUCACGGUUUACGGUGUGCACUGGGUGCAAGGCGCCUACACCCAAGACCCCUUUCAUCCAUUAGUUGUGGCGUAUGGUGCUUCACCUGAGAACGCCCUCAAUCUCGAGUACAACGCAGGCAUCGGCCUCUACUACGUCGUCAUGGUCCUCGUCUCUUUUGUGUUCUUCCUCGGCUCACUACGUACCAACGUCCCGUUCGUUAUCAUCUUCGGCUGCCUCCUCUUCCUGUUUGGUCUUUUCGCCGCUGGACAAUUCACGGUCGGCCAGAACCCCACGGCAGAGGGUCUUGCAUAUGCAGCCUAUUUGUUCAAGAUUGCAGGUGGAUUUGGCAUGGUUUGCGUCAUUAUGGGAUGGUAUCUGGCAAUCAUCACAGCAUGUGCCAGCACAGGAGUGCCGUGCCCGCUGCCAGUGUUCGACCUUAGCACCAAGGUAUUCAGAGGCUCCAAGGCUGCUGCCAAUGAGCAUGCGGGAAGUGUACGAGCAUCGGACGUCGCAGCCUAA